AUGGCAACACCAACGAAGCAAGCUCUACCAGGAUCUGGAGACGGAUGGGUCAUCAGACCCACUGCUGCAAAGGAGCACCCACAAAGACGACUUUUAAACGAGCCCAGUGCUACCAGGAAUAUCUACAGCAGGCGGUGUAAAGCCCAGGAAGACGAGGAAUCGGGACUGGAAGCAUUGGAGGCGGCAAACUACACCGAACCAGCUCCGAAAACGCAAGAAGAGCACUCUCUCGAGAUUUAA
Aspergillus ruber CBS 135680 is the source of this 240-nucleotide messenger RNA. RefSeq lists its product as uncharacterized. The record is from RefSeq and is a predicted model, not a curated record. The transcript is spliced from 2 exons. Bases 1 to 240 code for a protein of 79 amino acids. NCBI's taxonomy places the organism in Eukaryota, Fungi, Ascomycota, Eurotiomycetes, Eurotiales, Aspergillaceae.